This is a messenger RNA of Hemiscyllium ocellatum (epaulette shark), 3539 nucleotides long. It is a transcript of the gene mix23, whose product is annotated as mitochondrial matrix import factor 23. The coding region runs from base 603 to 1037 and encodes 144 amino acids. Lineage: Eukaryota; Metazoa; Chordata; Chondrichthyes; Orectolobiformes; Hemiscylliidae. The record is from RefSeq and is a predicted model, not a curated record. Gene Ontology annotation, cellular component: mitochondrion; mitochondrial intermembrane space. The transcript has 5 exons.
CAGCUUACCUUCAGACCGGACUCUGUCCGGUGUCGCCGGGCCUCCCCCCUGCGGGGAUUUGCCGUCCCCGGGCUUGCUGCAAAACCCCUGCAGCCGCUGGCGGUUGGUUCUGAACGCCAGGCUCAGGCCUCCGGCCACCGAGCCCGCGUAACUCCACAUCCCGAGGCCGCACCGCCUACCCACGGCGGACUCUAACCCCCUACUCCAGAGGUCACCGGAGCCCAGCCUGCCAUCGAGCCGGUGUUUAGAGGGAGCCGGGGUAGGCCCGCCUAUUCACGCGAGAAAGGGGCGGAUUUCUGAAGGAAGGAGACGAAUAGAAUCGAGGUUUUUUUAUUCACGAGGGAAAUAGAUCAGAUUUAAACCCGUGAUUGGUUACUGGCAAGCAACUUCCUCGGCGCUACAAUAUGUUCGUCUACCAUAUUUUUAAAAAAUUCUCAGUCGGUUGACAAGUGGCCGGCCCGCGCCCAAGCGAGCGGUGACGCUCCGCCGCCGCCGCCGCCGCCUCUGGGGUUUCUCUCCCACCCCCUCCCCUCCAUUGUCCUGUUCCAUCAGGCGGUGCGGCGGCCAGCCCUCACGGGGGAGUCCUCGGAAGCGGCGACAAGAUGGCGGCGCCCAGUGAGGAGCUAAAUUGUCAGGAUUUCUCUGAGUUCCAGGAUGCAUUGCGGGUGAUGCGACAAAUUGACGAUAGGAUAGUUCACGAAUUAAAUACUAUUAUCCCUACAGCAUCCUUUGCUGGAAAGAUUGAUGCAAGUCAAACAUGCAAGCAACUUUAUGAUUCUCUAAAACAGGCACACGCUAGUAGGGAAAAAGCCAUAAAGACGUGCAUAAACCAAAGCUCCAGUAGGGUGAACAAACUACGAGAAGAGAGAAAUAAAGAUAUGGACAAUUUAACGCUACUAAAACGACUUCGGAAAGAACAAACAAAUUUGAAAUUGAUGCAGUCCGAAUUAAAUGUUGAGGAGGUUGUCAAUGACAGAAGUUGGAAGGUCUUCAAGGAACGCUGCAGAAAUCAUUACAAGCCCUCAACCAGCCUGUGACACGAAAGCACUGUGAAGACAAGCCAAUUCCUGUCUGCCUGUGGCUUGUGAAGUAUGGAUCAGAUGAUAGUUGUUGAGAGUAAAGUGCAGUGGACCAUUUCAGGGACCGUUUAUAGGUAUAAUGAUUAAGACAUUUUGAAUUUGAUGGACCUAUGAUUGUGGGGAAACUGGCAGUUCCAGCAACAACUUAAAAUUGCCCAUAAAAAUGGUUCAAACAAACUUACUAUGAUGUAAACUUUGUGAGCUUUACACAAACAUGCUUGUCCAUCUUGAAUAUCUUAAGACAGUUUCAUGCAUGGUUUAAACUUUUUUUUAAUUGCAUAAUGAAACAGAUCAUGUCAGAUGUUGCAAAGUAUCUGGAAGGUUUUCAUAGCUUCAUUUACAAGAAUGUUUUUCCCUCUGUCCCGUGUAGGAUUAUUGGACAAUUUUGGUGAUGUCAUGACAAUUUUAACAAGUUUUAUCUCCGUCAAAUUGCCCAAUCCAACUUUAAUUUGCAAUAAAAGAUAUCAGACUUGCUAUUUGUUUCCAUGUUUAUUCAAUUGUAGGCUGCAUUUUAUUAAAAAACAACUACCCUUCAGAACUGGAUUCCCAUUUAAUCACAAUUGGAAUUGCUACAACGUCACUCAGACUGUCUCAAAGAGUUGAAGUGAAAGGAAAUACUCAGCUACCAAAACCUCUGGCUCGGUUUAUAUCUGGUAAUCGGGUAGGUGCACAGUACAAAUACCAGUGAUUAAGCUGGACGGUUUUAGAAGCCUGAGAGUUUAAUUUCUAAUUUAGACAUUAAGAGUUUAGAAUUUGAACCUGUGCCAUUCAGGCUAGGGAUUAAACAUUUGCUCUGACUUUGUUGUUAAAAUGCCAUUUACAGUUAUGUCAAAUUUUGCAAAUGUUUCCCUCUGGCUGUCUCAUCUACAGUUCAAAAUAUUCGAUUGUAAGUACAGGUUAAUGUCUUGUGUGUUCAAUUUAAAAAAAGUCCUCAAGUUACUUAUUUCAUGCAGUAGGGCAGAAACAAGAGGGGCCAAAUCUGCUAGCAAUUCAGCAUUCUUUAGAGCUUGCUGGUUGGUAUGUUUGAAUGGGACUGGGGCACCAGAAACUUUUUUUCUUUCCCUGAUGCCAAAUACCCAGGCAAGUGUUCCUUCAGAGCCUGGGUGCUGCUUAAAAUGGUUGCUCUUUCUUACAAAACAUAUAAUGAUCUGUUCAAAAUCUAAAGGUAUUUUUUAAUCAUUCUUGCUAUUCAUCUUAAUUUCUAGUGUUACAUGGGCAAUAAUGGUCUGCUUAGCCAUGUUUUGGGUGAUAAUUAUUUUCCAUUAAAGAUAAACAAGAUGGAGAGGGUGGUGUAUGCCAAAACCAUCUAGAAACUCUUUAAUAAAAUCUGCCCUGACAGUAAUACUUUUUAUAAAGAUCAUGAAUUGUCUUGACCCGUGGGUAAAAGGAACACUAUCUGUAUUACUGUAUUUGUGGAAACAGUGAUUCUAUUGGAACUCAUGUCAAGGUUCCUUUUGUUUUAACUCAAAUCAACAGUUUUUAAAUCUAGAUAAAAUAUGGUUCUGUUCCUGUCUAUUCAUGUGUAUUUAAAUAUUGGACAUGUUCUGUUGUGUGCAAUCUGGAGUUCUAACUUCUGAAGAAACCAUAUUGAAACAAUGUUUUAUUUCUGGAGAUUGUGUCCCAUUAGUAAUAAAAAAAUCCACUGGUGCUUUUAGUCUUGUGUGCAUAGAUGUAAUACCAACUAUACAUGUUAGAUACACCUUCUCCAAAGAACUAUCACUCUCGCCACACACCCAAAGAACAUUGCUGUCGGUCUGAAUGUUUGGUAAAGAUUGCUGAGAAAAAUCUGCAGCAACUGCAGUAUAAAAAGGUUGUAUUAUGGAUGUGGACUAUUCACAAAAGACUUAUGUAUUUCAGUAGUAACUAUUCCUUAAUCCAGAAUUUUAGUUGUAGAAAUUGUCUAGAAACUGUCAUUUAACUUUGACUAUCAAAAUAACCUUUGUUGGAUUGUGCACUUACAAUUUCCAAAAGCAAAAAGUUUAUUGGAUGUUUCUCAGGAAUGAUUUUAAAAUUUAAAAAAAACAAUACUGUUUCAGAUUUCCAGCAUCCACAAAGUGUUGAAGAAACUCUGGUCUGACAGCAUCUGUGAAACACUAGAGCUAAUGUUUCAAACUCACUAUGAUCUUGAGUUUCUCCAGAUUGUGAAUUUAUAAUUUUCCAAGAUUUUCAAAAAAAUAGUGCAGAGAUAAUGUUGUAAGAUUUAAGUCCAGUUCUCAUGUCAUUAAAAGGUCAGAGACACAAGGGAGUGCAUAACUUAGUUUAAAAAGUAACAGCCAGUGUGAUACUGUACUGAUACCCAAACAAUUUGUUCCUUAACUACUGUAAGGAAAGACCAUAAUGUUUCCUCUAAUUGAGGAAUUUCAGUAAUUUCACGUUUUAGUGGAACUUAUUGCUGAGAUAUGCUUCUACCUUCUCAGUGAGCCAAUGUUUUCUUUCCUCUACCUGUCAAAAAGUCUAUUU